Cyprinus carpio (common carp) is the source of this 785-nucleotide messenger RNA. Its product is annotated as troponin I, fast skeletal muscle-like. Lineage: Eukaryota; Metazoa; Chordata; Actinopteri; Cypriniformes; Cyprinidae. The record is from RefSeq and is a predicted model, not a curated record. Gene Ontology annotation, biological process: muscle contraction. Gene Ontology annotation, cellular component: troponin complex.
UCAUUGGCUUAAGGAAAGAUCUGCUUCCUUAAAGAGAAUGGAGAAGCUGUAUGGGAAACCUAUAUAAACCCAACUAAUAUUAUGAGCUGAUACUCUUUCCCUCUUAUCCCCUCUGAACGUCCUGCUGCGCACUGAAAGAUUGAAGGCAGCAACACCCCCACCUGCCACCCAGAGGCGUCUUCACCUUCACAGAAGUUGCCACAAAGAGACUGGCAAGAUGUCUGAGAAAAAGAUGUCGUCCAGUCGCAGGCAACAUCUGAAGAGCUUGUUGCUUCAGAUCGCUCAUGGGCUUUUGGAGGAAGAGACAGCUGAGGCUGAGCAGGAAAAACAGAGAUACAUGGAGGAGAACUGCCCUGAUCUCUCACUGCCUGGAAGCAUGCAGGAAAUACAGGAGCUGUGUAGGAAGUUGCACCAGCAGAUUGAUGUCGUUGACGAACAGAGAUAUGAUAUGGAGAGCAAAGUAGCCAAGUCAAACAAGGAGAUUGAGGAUCUAAAGAUAAAGGUUCAGGACCUAAAAGGUAAAUUCAAGAAACCCGUUCUUAAGAAAGUACGUAUGUCUGCUGAUGCCAUGCUGCAGGCCCUGCUGGGCUCCAAACACAAGGUGUCCCUGGACCUGAGAGCCAACCUCAAACAGGUCAAGAAAGAGGUCAAGGAGGAGGAGAAGGAGGCAGUCGGAGACUGGCGUAAGAACAUUGAGGAUAAGGCUGGUAUGGAUGGCAGGAAGAAGAUGUUUGAGUCUGAGGCCUAAAUCUGUUUUUUUUAAAUAAAUGAACAUUUCCAUAAAA